Molecule: messenger RNA, 1863 nt
Organism: Diabrotica virgifera virgifera (western corn rootworm)
Lineage: Eukaryota; Metazoa; Arthropoda; Insecta; Coleoptera; Chrysomelidae
Gene: not
Product: ubiquitin carboxyl-terminal hydrolase nonstop
Exons: 7
Coding region: 321-1778 (485 amino acids)
Biological process (GO): protein deubiquitination
Molecular function (GO): cysteine-type deubiquitinase activity; zinc ion binding
Source: RefSeq, a predicted model, not a curated record
GUAAGUUAAGAAUUGAUACGCAUAUGUAACUUAAAAUCUUAUCCAUAAUUAAAUUUAAAAUGAUUCAAAAUUUGUUAUUUUACUGGAACUGAUUACUAUCUAGUAAUCUGGCAACGAGGCAAAUAAAUAGUAAACAAACCAUAUAACUUUGAAGUUUCUUAAGUGUCAAAAAUAAAGAAAGGUGUACAUUAAAAAUCCUGAAAAAAUCAAUUAAUUGAUAUUAAUAUUAUAAUAUUCACUUAAUAUGUUGCGUUAAAAUAGUGAAUCCUGAUCAACGGUAUUGAUUUCUUGAGAAAAAGAUAAACUUAUAAUUGAGACUGAUGACAAAAAUGAGUGCCAAAGGUUGUCAUCACCUACAGGUUUUUAAGAAAACUCAUGCUCAUGUGGAUGCUUUAAAAUGGGUUCACGUCGUUUUCGUUGUAACAGAUACUCCUAAAAGCAGGAAAGCUAAGAUAUGCAAUUCAUAUUGCCGAACUUGCAAGAAAAGGGGUCCAUUUUUGCAUGCCUGUUUAGAAUGUGUAUAUUUUGGAUGUCAUAAACAUAUCAGGGAUCACAUGAUAUAUCAAAAGCAUGCGAUAUCCAUGGACCUUUCUUAUGGCCAACUUCAUUGUUCUUUUUGUAAUGAUUACAUCUAUGAUUCUGAAAUAGAGGAACUUACCUCAGAUAAUGCAAUGAACGCUAAAGUUUUUAGAAAGAGAUUAUUUGAAUGGAAUUCGUUUGAUGCAAGCCCAGAUGAACGAGAUUUGCUACAUCAUAGAACUAAACGAAUUUGUAUCACUCCCGAAUCUACCAUAGGCUUGAGAGGUUUAAUAAAUUUAGGAAAGACCUGUUUUGUUAAUUGUAUAGUACAAGCUCUCAUACAUACUCCAUUGCUACGAGAUUAUUUUCUUACUGAGAGACAUAAUUGUAAUGCUGUUGUUGGAGCUUGCUUAGUUUGUGAAGUAUCUAAAAUAUUUCAAGAAUUUUAUAGAGGAGCUAGACUACCUUUAGCCUUGCAUGAAUUGUUGCAUUUAACAUGGAUUCAUGCAACCCACUUAGCAGGUUACAAACAGCAAGAUGCUCACGAAUUCUUUAUAGCUACAUUGAACAUUCUUCAUAAACAGUGUUUGGAUACCAUGCCAAAGACUAAUGAAAUGGUACAAAAGGAAAAUGAUAAAUGUCCUUGUAUUAUAGAUCAAAUUUUUACCGGAGGAUUGCAAAGUGACUUAGUGUGUAAAAGAUGCAAUGGUGUCUCGACAACGAUAGAUCCCAUUUGGGACUUCUCUUUAGAUCUCGGACCCGUAACAUUAGGAGGCAGACAACCUUCUUCUCUUCAUGAAUGCCUUGAUAGAUUUACUAGAGCUGAACUUUUAGAAAAUAAGGAGAAAACCUUUUGUUCGAAUUGCCAGUCACACGAAGAAUCGACUAAACAGUUUACUAUGAAGACUCUUCCUAUAGUUGUAUGUUUUCAUCUAAAGAGAUUUCAGCAUACAAAUGAGGUAAAAAAGAAAAUAUCUACAGUGAUAUCUUUUCCUGAAAUGUUAGACAUGACUCCUUUCAUGAGUAGAAGUAAAGAACAGACUUCUUUUCCUAUAGACAAUAGAUACUCAUUAUUUGCUGUUAUCAUUCACGUAGGUCCAACAAUAGAUAUCGGACAUUAUGUGGCGUACGUAAGACAACAACAUGACUUUUGGUACAAAUGUGAUGAUGACGUCAUAACUAGAGCUAAUCUUAAAGAAGUUCUUGGAUCCGAGGGCUAUCUUCUAUUCUACCACAAGCACGUGCUAGGAUAUGAGUGACGUAAUACAUCUUGUGAUAAAAUUGGUGAUAUUAAAUAAUUGUAUUGUUGCAGCUGAAUAAAUAGUACUUGGAUUGGUUCUUGAA